CUUGUUGUUGUUUUUAUGUUCUUUUUUUUCUUGGGUCUUUGUAUUGUUAUUGAAGCUUGCACUGUUAUUGGUCCUACAAGAAUUUGUAUUAUAAUGUCAAAUAAAGAACAAAAACCAAUUGUGUAUGAAUUCAUUGUAGGGAUUGCAGAAGAAGAAGAUGUAGGCAGGUGGAGGUUAUGGUUUUGUUGUCUGCAGGAAGUGGUGCCUGAGAGACUGCGCUCAGGGCCUGCAAGCUUCAGCAUCUUUAAAGGGCCAGCCCAGUGUGGAGCCUUGCAGCUGGCUCAUGGACAGACUGGGGUUGCUGGGAAUCGAAACUUAACUGGGGACUGUGAAUUCAGACACGAGCCCUCAGCGGGUUUCUUCCUCCUCGGCUCGCUGUUUAUCAGCGUCAGCACGACCUCUCAUCUGCCGAGCGUUUUUCCGUCUUUUUCCCCUUCGAACACGAAAUGACACGCUUUUAAACUUUGCUUCAGUUCAAUGAACUUCCUCACUUCAUCAGGUAGGUGUGUCUGAACUUGGCCGAGUUGGCCCAGUCGCGCCGUGAUAUCCGAGGAAACAUGCAGGGUCAGGGAUUUGCGUGCUGGACGUUUGGGCAAAUAGUUCAUAGUGAAUGAACACGAACACGGGCUCGUGAACAAGCAUGGACCCUGCCAGACAGAAACGCAAGGAGGAGAUAAGCAAAUCUCUGACAUUUAUACAGUCUUCCCUGGCUUAUCCAGAGCCCGAGGGCUACCAGGACUUACUGACCCAGUUAGUGUGCAACCUGCUUGAUGAGGGCAAUGCCUUGUUCAGGGACAGAGACUGGGAGCAGGCGGUGAGAGAGUUCAGUGAAGGCUUGAAUGUCUCGCGCUACGCUGCAGCAGAGGAGCUCCAGAUCCCCGAAGUUUUGCUGGAGAGCCUGUAUGUCAACCGGGCCGCUGCCUACCACAGUAUGGGUCAAUAUGAUCGAGGCGUGAAGGACUGUGACCGAGCUCUGAAAGUGUGUAAGGAAAGCCGCAAGGCCCUGUACAGGAAGGCACUUUGUUUGAAGGAGCUUGGGAAGUACAGGGAGGCCUACAACUGCACCACAGACUGUCUGCUCAUCACUCGCCUGGACAAACAGGUGAAUGAGCUCGCACAGGAGCUGGCCAUCCAUCUGGGACUAAAAAAUCGCAAACCCUAUGUCAGCGCAAAGGAACAAGCACUUAUCACGAGAGGUGUCGCAAAUGGAAACAUAACUUCUGAAACCAUCACGGUGUCUGGUGCUCAUUUAGGAAAUGGUACAAAUCCUCUGAGUGGCCUUGCACCAGUUAGCUUUCCCAGCAUGCCUGAGUCCUCCUUUCCCUCCACAACUCCCAGCUGCCGCCAACCUGCUGUCUCCUCAGUACCUGACACGGCGGACACUUUGGAGGACUCUGAGCUGAUGGGAGAUGACUUAGACAGCCUGCUCGACUGCUUCCCUAAUGAGCAGGAGCCAACUGAGGCCCACACACAGGCAGUAUUCCCAGUCCCCAGCACGUCAUCCACUUGCACACACACCGUUCCUUUUGUAUUGCCCGCCCCGACACCCCAGCUACCCCCGGCCUUCUUCAGCUCGACUGUCAGCCAACUCAACUCCCUGGACUCCUUUUUAGGUGGUGGGCGCAGCACCACAACAGCGACACUGGAUGCCUUAGAUGACCUCUCGACCUCUGGAAUUGGUGGCGCAGGCGCUCCAAACUUAGAACUGACCUCUGUGGCGCUGGACGAUCUGGAUGGCCUUGAUUCCCUGGAUGACUUCUUGGAUACGACUCCAAGUGCCGCUGCUGCCGAGAAUGACUCCAAAGUAGAACUGGACGCAGGGGAAAAGUCUCUUGAUGAUUUGCUAGAUGAACUAGAUCCCCUGGAGACUGUCUCUGAUCCAGGUGGUCAGAGUGGUGAUGUCCCUAAACUUGGUGUGAAAGCUGUGGACCUGGCUGACUCCCUUGAUGCCCUGGACUUGUUUCCCUCAGAUAAAGGUGUUGGGGCAGUUUUUCCAGCAAUUUCCUUUGGGGGAACAGGCCUGGACUUGCUCUCAGAUUUCAGCUCAACUGGUAACACAGACUCUCACAGUGCCGCAGCUCCAGUAAUGCGAUCUCCAAAGAAUAACUACAAAGAGAGGAAUAACCAAGUGCUGGUUGCAGUCUCUCACCCCCUGUCCUCCACCCAUGAGUUCCUGCAGGCCUGCUCUGCCUGUUUCCCUCGGACAGGUCAAGGGAUAUAUACUUUUGUUCACAAGCCAGACCUGGUCCACAGCUGUAAGGGAGACAUUCUGUUAUGUAGACGAAAGGCAGGUCAUCCUUCGGAGUGGACCCGAGUGCGACCGCUUCCUACCUGGACUUCCUUCAGUGGGCCGUUUGUACUUUGCAGAGAGCUGCUGAAAUCCGGGGAUGUGGGCCUGUGUAAGUACAGAGAGAAAUGCAAUUUUGCCUUCAACCAGCUGGAGAUCGACGUUUGGACAGAGGAGAGGAAGGGGACGUUGGACCGAAACCUGCUGUUUGAAACAGCAGCUGUCAAACUGGACCCUGUGAACAGCAUCAUACGCCUUCUACAGGAAAACAAGGGCAUGUUCAUGUUCCUUUGUCAGGAAUGCUAUGACAGUAAACCUAGAAUCAUCAGUAAGCGCUGCAAAGACAACCACACCAUCUGCUCCAACUUAGAUGCUCGCCACACCUUCGAUGCCAAUAAGUGCUUGGCAUUUGUGGUUAGGACACACAGUGUGAGCUACAGAAAAGUACGUCCGCUGAGCGUCCUGUGCCACUUGGAUUUGUGCCGCCAAGCCAUCCGGUGCUGCUGCCAGAGAGAGGACAGCUGCCAUUAUGCCCACUCCGUCAUAGAGCUGAAAACCUGGAGGGUGCAGAGAGACACAGGUAUCAGCCCUGAUGAGAUUGUGAAAGUAUCCACAAAGUAUAAUGACAAGCAGGAGCAAAACUCAAGCAAACAGAAAGGAAAUAGAUUGUCCUUUGGAGGUGGUGGGAGCAAACCAAGAGGAGGAGUUGGGAAGAGUCUGAACAUGAAGAUGAAGUUUGCCUGUGGUCAGUGCUGGCGGGAUGGUCUGAUCAGUGAACCAGACAAAACCCUCAAGUACUGCAUUGCCAAGGCCAGGCACGCGUGGACUAAAGAGAGAUGGGCACUGCUGGUCAAGUCCUUGGAGAGAAGUAAAUGGGUUCAGGUCCGACCGCUGCCACAUGCCAAGAACUUCCCUGUGCAAUAUGAUAUAUGUACCCAGAUCUUGGAGAAAAGGAAAUGUAACUACACUGGGAAAUGCACCUUUGCUCACAGCCAAGAGGAGAAGGAGAUGUGGAUGUAUAUGAAGAAUAAUGACUUGCGGGACAUGCAGCAGAUAUAUGACAUGUGGCUGACAUUAACCGCCCACAACCGCCAAUCAGAUGGAGCCAUGCUCACACAGCCCGUCCCAGAAGAGAAAUACAUCGUCAUGCCUACUGACUAUGCUGAACCAAUGAAUGGCUUUCACUGCCGUCUGUGUGGUAAGCACAGUAACAGUAUGCGGCAGUGGCAGCAGCACAUCUCCUCUGAGAAGCACAAGGACCGAGUGUUCAGCUGUGAGGGAGAAGACGAAGCUCUGACGUGGAGCUACCGUUUCCCUGGCGCAUGCUUUGAACUCUGCCCCAAGUUGGAUGGCAGCUGUCCUGACGGUGUGAGCUGCGACUAUGCCCACAGCCCAGAGGAGUUGCAGGAGUGGACUGAGAGACGGGAUUUCCUGCGACAGAAGCUGGCCAGAGCCAGGGAAGACAUGCUCAUUAUGCCUGAUGAGUUUGACUUUGGGAAGUUCAACUUUCUACUUCAGGACUGAGAAGAAUUUUAUUAAAAUUAUUAUUUUUUUGACUUUGUGAGCCGGUAACUGCCAAACUAGCCUUUCAAAACCAAAAUCAGCAGGUGACGUGAUCAAACUAGAAGUGAGUACAAUUUACCAAAACAUCAUUUUGAAAUAUGAAGCAUGUGUAUUUUCCUCCCCAAACAUGUCCUAUACUCUUUACUUUAAACUGGUAAAUAUUUUAAUUUCUUCUAACAGUGUAUGGAACAUUUUUAGAGCUGCUUGUAUUGUCUGUUCUGCUAAAACGUCAUGGGAAAAAAAAAAAAAGUACUCAGUGUUGUGAAAGUAAGGCUCAUGUUGGUGCCACUGAAAAACACAACAGAUACAAACACACACCAUUCAUCUCUGAAUAUUCAUUAUGGGUUACAUAUUUACCAGACAUGCAGCCUUUAGUGUGCUCUGACCCAUGUGCCAUCCACGCAAAAUUAUUUUGUUCUUUUCCCUUCUGUUUGAGCAGGGAAUAUCAAAGAGUGUUUUCAGUCCACCGUUCACUAAGAGACAGGGUGUUCAAAGGCUUUACUGUGCAUUAAAAUACUCUCAAAGUCUCAACGUUUAACACAAAUAAAAAUGGUCAUGUUCAGUUCUGAUUUGUGAUCAAGCAAAGACAUAUCUGUUUUUGGUGGUAUUAUUUGACUUUGUGUAUUUUUAUGUGGAGCGUAUGUGUGUUAUUCUGGUAUGUAUUAUUUUCAUCAUCAGAGAAGGUUGUUUCCAUAUUGGCCAAAUUGUUAUUAUGAGACUAAUAGCUUUGUUCAUUGUUUAACUAAAUGAGAAGUAAAUCAAGUGAAGCACUGUUUCUCCAGUUAGACCUGUGAACUGUGUAAAGGGUUGAAAAAGAAUAUGCAGGACAGAAAUAGUUUACAAAAAGGAACAUUAAAACUCAGUACAGUUUAUCAGGUAAUAUACUUGCUGUGUAUGUUAAUGGCAGGAAUGUGUUUCUAUGUUUGUGUAUGAAAGUGUGUUAUGUGCCAUAUAUUGUAUGUUUUGGAAAAAUAAACUAGGUAAGUUGAAUAAAAAGA
Molecule: messenger RNA, 4848 nt
Organism: Siniperca chuatsi (mandarin fish)
Lineage: Eukaryota; Metazoa; Chordata; Actinopteri; Centrarchiformes; Sinipercidae
Product: zinc finger CCCH domain-containing protein 7B-like
Exons: 23
Coding region: 641-3811 (1056 amino acids)
Biological process (GO): miRNA processing
Molecular function (GO): metal ion binding; protein binding; miRNA binding
Source: RefSeq, a predicted model, not a curated record